Ceratosolen solmsi marchali is the source of this 972-nucleotide messenger RNA. RefSeq lists its product as uncharacterized. Bases 4 to 972 code for a protein of 322 amino acids. The transcript is spliced from 6 exons. The record is from RefSeq and is a predicted model, not a curated record. Lineage: Eukaryota; Metazoa; Arthropoda; Insecta; Hymenoptera; Agaonidae.
AAUAUGACAUCCGAUGAGUCAGAAUAUUCAAUGGAAAAGACAACUUCGUUAUCGUAUCAAUCUAAAUUAUCAAUAACAAAUGACCUUAGAUACAAGGAGAUCAAAGAAGAAAUGGAGCGCGAUGUAAAAAGUGCAUCCACAACUCCAUUAAAUAAGUCUCCAAUGCCCAAAAUGAACUCUAUGAUCAAUGAACAAAGCAUAAACGACGAUAGCGUUUGUUCAAAAUCUGAUGAUACAAUAUUUUUAUCGAAUAUCAUGAAUGAUCAAUCGGUAGAUGAUCGAGUAAAGAAGCCAAAAUAUUUAAAGGAAUGUCAUAUAAUAGUUAACAGUCCAUUAGUGAAAAAUCCUUUACAAUCGUCGCAAUAUAAUUCGCCGGCUGAUAUUACUCGUACUCCUUUAAUAGAAAAUAAAAAUAUUGAAAAUGACUCGAAGAGCUUCGUCAUUAAGAUUGAGAAAAAUGUUAACAACGAAACGAAAUUAUUAUCGAAAACGAUAAGUCCGCUAUUAAAUCGUGCCAAGCAACAAGAUUCACUGAAUAGCGAUAGAAGCCCAAUUAAAGAAAAUAGCGAAGAUGAAAUAGUAAUAUAUUAUGAAUUUUUACCAAACAAAUCCUCACAGAAAUGCUUGAACGUCGUGAAAGUAGAAGAUGGAAAAGAGUACGAGCAAUCAUUUUCCAAUAAAGAAAAUUCAAUGAUCAAUGAAAUCAUACCCCCUUCUUCUUUAUCAAAACAUACGAUGACUGAUAAUAAAAUAAAGCACACUAAUGCUCUAAAGGAAGCAACCAUUAUUAAUUUAUCCAAUUCUCCAGAGUUACGAAAGCAAAAAAAAUUGAAAAAAUCAAAGAAACGCAGACACUGCAAACAUAAUUGUGAGUUAUCCUCAAAAAGAAUAAUAAAUACUAACCAAGUGUUGGAAUCAAAUGAAAGUGAAAUGGUUGAUUUAGUAUCGACCGAUGAGAUAAUACUACCAUAA